Molecule: messenger RNA, 928 nt
Organism: Symbiodinium pilosum
Lineage: Eukaryota; Dinophyceae; Suessiales; Symbiodiniaceae
Source: the annotation of a GenBank genome assembly
GAUGCAGCAGCACCUGGGAAAGUGCAAGUACGAUCAGCUAGCAAUGGUGCGCUCAAUGUUCAUGCGCAAGAGCGAAGCCGGCAUCCUGCAGCUCAAGCGCGAGCUCUUCGCCACCUGGAGGGAAGAGGUGGAAGAGUACAAGAUUGACAAGGAUGUCUGGCAUGAGGUCAAGAAAGUGGAGAAACAGCUACACACUCUGAAAGAGAAACAGGCUGGGCGGAUGAAGCACGUUGUUGAAUCAGUGACGGUCGAGUCUUGCACCGGCCUGAUCACAGCUUGCCUCAGGGCAUGGCAGGGGGAGGUCGGCAGCAAGCAUAAGGAGGUGGAGCUACAGCAAUGGCUGGUGGCUACGCGGAAAAAGAUAGUUCAGCUAAAGGAGGCGAACCGAAAGCUGACGCGCACCACAUGCUCACGACUGUCGGAUCAAUUUGAUGUUGGAUUGCUCAGCAUCGCGAUGCGCUCGUGGGUCCAGACACUGCAGGAGUCCAAACAAAGCAGCGGCAUGGCCGAGAGCCUGUCUUCUGUUCAGGGCAAGCUCUCGUCCUUUGGGGCAAGGAACGCCGUGUCCGCUUGGAAGUGCAUGCAGCAGGCGGCAGAAUACCACGACGAGCUCCUCACCCUUAGGUGCUUCCAUGCCUGGCGAUUGGAUCAGACAAUGUCCAUGAUUGCUUCGCAACAUGGAGCAGUCAUUGAGGGCAAGCGAGCGCAGUUGCAGAAUGUGCAGUUCAUGUUCCGCAAUUUUGCCUUGAAGCUGGAAGCGGAGGCGCAGGAAAUGAAGAAGCAUAGCUGGAAGCGGGAGAGGCGGAUACACAGCAAGGGCGAACAUACGGUGUCCCUGCCGGAUAUCCAUGCUCGUCCUGGUGCCCAACAUGGACUCAGCGAGCCAAAGGGCGCAGGCGAGAAAGCUGCGAUGACAUGGACAGGCUGA